CGCGGGGUGAUGAGUAUCACCCCUUGGACGCCGAGUACUCACCGCUCGGGCGAUGACUAGUCACCACUCGAGCGCCGAGUGUCCACCGCUCGGGCGAUGAGUGUCCACCACUCGAGCGCCGAGUAUAUAGGUCUUCGUCGCCCGAUCUGGGGGGGCGUUCUUGCGUUGCUCGCCCUCGAGUUACUUUGUAGCUCGGUAGAUACCCCUAGCUCAGUAGACACCGCUAGCUCAGUAGACACCUCGUACUGUGUUGUUACUAGCUAUGGAUUGCAAUGAAAGCUCUUAUAAUUCUCA
Molecule: messenger RNA, 294 nt
Organism: Schizophyllum commune H4-8
Lineage: Eukaryota; Fungi; Basidiomycota; Agaricomycetes; Agaricales; Schizophyllaceae
Exons: 1
Coding region: 97-276 (59 amino acids)
Source: RefSeq, a predicted model, not a curated record